This is a messenger RNA of Gilbertella persicaria, 930 nucleotides long. RefSeq lists its product as uncharacterized. The record is from RefSeq and is a predicted model, not a curated record. The coding region runs from base 1 to 930 and encodes 309 amino acids. Gene Ontology annotation, biological process: mitochondrion organization; phospholipid transport. Gene Ontology annotation, molecular function: lipid binding. Lineage: Eukaryota; Fungi; Mucoromycota; Mucoromycetes; Mucorales; Choanephoraceae. The transcript is spliced from 2 exons. Gene Ontology annotation, cellular component: ERMES complex.
AUGUCUGUUGAUAUUGACUGGAAGAAACUCAACUCGGAACUAGCUGGUCAUGUUCAGCAGUUUCUGAAUAAACACUUUCAAAACAUUGCUAAACCGUCUUUUAUUGGAGACAUUGAAGUAACUAGCUUUCAGUGGGGUAAUGAAGCACCUCAAAUAGAGAUCACAAGCAUUACAGAUCCAUUCCCAGAGUUUUAUGAAGAUGAUGAUCAACAAGACCAUCACUCACCUACACCUUCCAAUAGUAACAUGAACAGUAGCAGUGCUUCUUUAGUACAGACAUCCACCACUAACUUAUCGCCUACACCGAGUGAAUUUUAUACAGACGAUGGUAUGCGAUAUAAUACAGCAAGGCUCUCUCUCAACACACCCUUAUCACAUCAACAACGAUUUAACCUUAUGCAUUCAUUCCAUCGUUCUCCUCUUGUGGCACCUCAGCAUCCUUUCAGCAGCUAUUUUGCUUCCCCUACAACAAUAUCACGUCCACCGAGUAUAGAAGAAGAUUGGAUUGAUGAUGAAGACAUUAAUCAUGUAUCCAACCCAUCUAUACCCCCUAGUCAAACAACCAGUACUCUUGACAAAAAGACAACAGAAAUGGACUUUCAAGUUCAUAUGCUUAUCUCUUAUAAAGGGGAUAUGACAAUGACUAUCAUGACUGAAUUACGCAUGAAUUAUCCUAGUGUGAUGUUUAUGAGCUUGCCUAUUCAUUUAUGUGUUCGGUCUAUUGAAUUUGAAGCUACUGCAGUAGUUGCCUAUAUUCAGAGUAUGAAGCGAGUAUGUAUUUCUAUGCUGGAACCUGAGCAAGAUAUGACAUUUUCAGGCAGAAACAAAGAUAUUGGCAUGGACAGUCUAUUAAGAGAUGUGCAUAUUGAGACAAUAGUAGGGGAUGGACAAAAGCAAGGUAUUUUGUUCACCAACAAAACUAUACGCUAA